AAACAAUGUACUAUCUUUAGCUUAUUUUUCAGAAUACCCACAACGCUUGAAACACCAUGGCUGGGAAACCAAAGCUAUAUUACUUCAAUGGAAGAGGAAGAAUGGAAUCUAUUCGCUGGCUGUUAGCAGCCGCCGGUGUUGAGUUUGAUGAAGAAUUUUUGGAAACAAGAGAGCAAUUUGAAAAUUUACUCAAAGAUGGAUCCCUGCUCUUUCAACAAGUGCCUAUGGUUGAAAUUGAUGGGAUGCGGCUAGUGCAAACCCGAGCCAUUCUCAACUACGUGGCUGCAAAACACAACCUCUAUGGGAAGGACUUGAAGGAGAGAGCACUGAUUGAUAUGUACGUGGAAGGAACCACAGACCUGAUGGGAAUAAUCAGGGUUCACCACAAAUUGCCUCCGGAACAAAAGGAAAAGAACCUUAGCUUAAUUAUUGAACGAGCCACGGAGAGAUAUUUCCCAGUUUACGAGAAGGUUUUAAAAGACAACGGGGAACGUUUUCUUCUGGGCAGCCUGAUGACCUGGGCUGAUGUCCAACUGAUUGAGACCAUAUUAAUGGCAGAAGAGAAGGAGUCCACUAUUCUUUCUCUGUUUCCUUUGCUGCAGGCCUUUAAAACAAGAAUGUGUGAAGUUCCCACAAUUAAGAAGUUUCUGCAGCCCGGCAGCCAAAGGAAGCCUCCACCAGAUGAAAAAUUUGUAGCAACAGCAAAUCGAGUUUUCAACAGGAAAUAAGAACCUGCAGCAUGUUUUUCGGUGUUAAAAUCCUGUCUGCAAAGGGGCUGUCCUUACCUGUGUCCAUACAAAUGCCUUUUAGCAUUGAAGGAAUGUAGCACUCCACAAUUAAUAAUAAAUACUUUGUUUGUUUUAAAAACUU
Elgaria multicarinata webbii is the source of this 870-nucleotide messenger RNA. Its product is annotated as glutathione S-transferase-like. NCBI's taxonomy places the organism in Eukaryota, Metazoa, Chordata, Lepidosauria, Squamata, Anguidae. Gene Ontology annotation, biological process: glutathione metabolic process. Bases 57 to 728 code for a protein of 223 amino acids. Gene Ontology annotation, molecular function: glutathione transferase activity. The transcript has 6 exons. The record is from RefSeq and is a predicted model, not a curated record.